This is a messenger RNA of Paramuricea clavata, 324 nucleotides long. Lineage: Eukaryota; Metazoa; Cnidaria; Anthozoa; Malacalcyonacea; Plexauridae. The record is from the annotation of a GenBank genome assembly.
AUGGCUGUCUUAUUGAGCAUUUGUGCGUUAAUUUUCAUGAUCUCAAAAAUACCACAAGGCGAAUGUUCGAUUAAGCAAGCUUUCUUUCUCAUAAAUGAACAAAAAUACUUGGCAAAUCAUGCCAUCGAAACAAAACAGGCAGAGAGCGAGUUACAGUGUAGUAUGCAUUGCGUUGGAGUUGGGUCAUGUGCUUCAGUGAAUUAUAAAACCUCUGGAAUCGGUAAAGGUCUAUGUGAACUCAACAACAAGACGCUUCAAGAAAUAUCUGACCUUGAUGAAAGUAUGCAGAACCCUGAGUUCAACAAUCUUUAUAUAAUCAAAAAG